This is a messenger RNA of Pipra filicauda (Wire-tailed manakin), 6886 nucleotides long. RefSeq names its product TGF-beta activated kinase 1 (MAP3K7) binding protein 3 (gene TAB3). Bases 353 to 2395 code for a protein of 680 amino acids. The transcript has 8 exons. Lineage: Eukaryota; Metazoa; Chordata; Aves; Passeriformes; Pipridae. The record is from RefSeq and is a predicted model, not a curated record. Gene Ontology annotation, cellular component: extracellular exosome. Gene Ontology annotation, molecular function: ubiquitin binding.
CGAGCCCGGAAGCGCCGCCCGGCCGCGCGCGCCGGGACCCCUGUCCCGGGAGCCCCGUCCUGCUCCCGGCCCUUCCCGGCGCCCCUUCCCUGCCCUCAGGAGCAACGGGGAGGACCCUGCGCCGCGGCCCCGGGGCACAGCCGAGGGGCGGGAAUGCAGCCGCCGGAGCCGCAGCCGAGCCCCCAGCGCAGCACGGAGAGGAGGAGGAGUUUUUUGAGACACCACCACCUGAGACUGCAGUGAGUCCUCGCCACUUGAGACAGCGAAAAUGCCAGAAGCCUCAGAAGACCAUAAUCACUGGAAAGCCUGUUGACUUCCAUUCUUUGGUAAUCUGGAACAUCAUCCAUCUGGCAUGGCGCAGGGCAGUCAACAACUUGACGUGCAGGUACUCCAUGAUCUCCGGCAGCGUUUCCCUGAGAUACCUGAAGGGGUGGUAUCUCAGUGCAUGCUUCAGAACAACAACAACCUCGAUGCCUGUUGUCGAGCCCUUGCACAGGAGAGCAACAAAUACCUGUACAUGGAGUACCACAGCCCUGAUGACACCAGAAUGAACAGAAAUAGCCUUUUGCACAUUAAUCUGGGUAUUCAUCCUCAUACCAGCUAUCACGCGGGGGAUGGAGCUCAACUUAAUGGUGGUCGUACACUGGUACACAGCUCAAGCGAUGGACACAUUGACCCUCAGCGCACAGCAGGUAAACAGCUCAUCUGCUUAGUUCAAGAACCACAUUCUGCUCCCGCUGUUGUGGCAGCUUCUCCUAGUUACAAUCCAUUUUUCAUGAAUGACCAGAAUAGAAAUGCAGCUACUCCUCCUCCACAGCCACCUCCACAGCCAUCUUCCAUACAACCAGGAAUGAACACGUCUGCUAUGCAAGGCCCUCCUCCCACGUAUAUGCACAUACCUCGGUACAGUACAAAUCCCAUUACUGUUACAGUAUCACAAAACCUCCCCUCUGGACAGAGCGUACCCAGAGCUCUACAAAUUCUUCCACAGAUUCCAAGCAAUCUUUAUGGGACUCCUGGCUCUAUUUAUAUAAGACAAACAUCUCAAAGUUCUUCAGGACGACAGACUCCUCAGAAUACACAGUGGCAUUCAUCGCCACAGGGCCCAGUUCCACAUUAUACUCCCCGUCCUCUACCUGUAUAUCCACAUCAACAGAACUACCAACCUUCUCAGUAUUCUCCGAAACAGCCCCAAAUCCCUCAGUCGGCUUUUCGAUCGCCACCGGCAUCCCAGUGUCCCUCUCCCUUUGGCUCUCCUCAACACCAAGUUCAGCCUCCUCAGCUGAGUCAUCAGAGUUCACAUGUUUUCAUGCCUCCUAGCCCUUCAACUGUCCCACCCCAUCCGUAUCAGCAAGCAUCCCAGACUUUUCAAAAACAAGGCAGUCACUCUGUGUCGUACCUUCCUCCUUUUGCUGGACCUAGUUUAUCCAAAGGUUCCAUGAAUAAAAUAGAAAUUACAGUUGAGCCACCGCAAAGACCUGGGACUGCAAUGAACAGAAGCCCUUCACCAAUAAGUAAUCAACCAUCUCAACGAAACCAGCACCCACUGUAUGCACCCACUACUCCUCCUUCAAGCUCUCCGUCAAGAGGUAUGUCGGGGCAACCCAAACCUCCAUUUAGUGUUAAUCCAGUAUAUAUUACCUACACUCAACCAACUGGACCUACAGGUGCACCAACACAGUCUCCUCGGGUAAUGGUAUCUCAGCCAAACCCAACCAUUUUUAAAAUCACAGUAGGUCGAGCACCGACUGAGAAUCUUUUAAAUUUAGUGGACCAAGAAGAGCGUUCUGCAGCACCAGAACCUAUUCAGCCUAUUUCUGUAAUCCCAGGAUCUGGAGGAGAAAAAGGAAGCCAUAAAUAUCAGAGAAGUUCUAGUUCUGGAUCGGAUGACUAUGCUUACACUCAAGCCUUGCUGUUACAUCAACGAGCAAGGAUGGAGAGAUUAGCAAAGGAACUGAAGAUUGAAAAAGAAGAGCUUGAACGCCUGAAAACCGAAGUCAAUGGUAUGGAGCACGAUCUAAUGCAGAGGCGGCUUCGAAGAGUGAGCUGUACAACUGCAAUUCCAACACCUGAGGAAAUGACCAGAUUGAGAAGCCUCAACAGACAACUCCAAAUAAAUGUUGACUGUACACUGAAAGAAGUUGAUCUCCUUCAAUCUAGAGGAAACUUUGAUCCGAAAGCUACGUGUAACUUCUAUGAUAACAUAGAGCCUGGUCCCGUUGUGCCACCAAAGCCAUAUAAAAAGGAGCAUCAAAAUAGCUCCAAACAGACUCCACGGACUCAGCCAAGAGAUGAAGACUUUGAAGGGGCUCCAUGGAAUUGUGGUAGCUGCACCUUUCUAAAUCACCCAGCACUGAAUCGCUGUGAACAGUGUGAGAUGCCACGAUACACCUGAAAUUCAGGAAGGGGCUGCACUGGGUUGAAAACAGGCUCUCAAGCCGACAGCUGUAGGAGAAGGAAACAUGGGGAACCUUUCAGUCCAUCUGCCCGGCCUUUGCCAGUCAACAAUCUUUAUAUUGCAAGGGGUGGGAGUAAUGUGUUAAGAUGUUUCUGCUUCUGCUACACUAAAAGAUAAAUAAAUUAAGGGUUAAAUUCUUUUCCAUUGCAGUGAGCGGAGCAGAAAAUGAAACCUGAAAAUGUACAAGGAUUAAUUUUGAGAAGAAUGUAUGCAGGAAAGCAAAUAACUACUGGUGUUUAGUCCUGUGGUUAUAGUUACUGCUUAGUGGCUCUAAAAAAAAAACCAACCCAAAACUACUGUUUUUUUAAAAAAAAUUAUAGGACUCUUAGUAAUGGUGUGAAGUGUUACACUUAACCAGAAAAACUGAAGAGCCAGAGCUGACUUAUCCUGGCCCCAGCUAGCUGGAAAACAAAGGCUCCCUGUGCUUCUAGAUUGUAAACUACUGAAAAAGAAGACAGGUAAAUGCAACGAUAAAAUUUGCAAUGUUUAAACAAACAAACAAACAAAAAAAACAAGGAGAAGGGUAUUUGUAAUUGCUGCUUUUUUUCAGGGUAACUUAUGUCUACAAAAAAUUGCUGUUUGAAAUAGUAACCUGAGGUGACUAAAUGAGAAACCGUAUGAGUGUUACAGAGAGUUUAAUCAGAGGUAAUUUUUUACAAUCCUGUUUGCUUGUACAGUGCUCACCUGGCUGUGUCAACACUGGUAAUAAACCGAGAAUGAAUUCUACCACAUUACAGAUGAAAAUACUGCUGCAUGCUUUCAUUGGGCCGUCGUGUUUCAAAGCUAAAAGUAUGCUUUUAUAUACAACAAUCUUCUAAGCCUGUGCUGUGUAACAGCACGGGGACAUAUGCCAAACACAGGCUACCCCAAAUUCUGUUUGCAAGACUUGAGCUCAGCCAUGGUUGUGUAUGGGAAGAGUUUGUACCUAAGAGUUCCUUAGGCCUUUUCAGCCUCCAAUUUGUGAAGAAUUCAUGAUGUUUACAGCACAGAAGGUACUUUGUGCCCCAGAUCAAAGUUAGCUGAAAAAUAAUUAAUCAGCUCUUCAGUAAAGAUUUAUUUGCACAUUGGUAAUAAACCAGCCUGUACAAAAUAGCAGAUGCCAGAUCCUGAAAAAUUACACACUGCAUUCUCUUUAUUGUGGUCAGGAAAUACUUGUCGUAGGUUGAAGAACACGAGACUUGCAACUGAAAAUCAUAUUGGUACUUUUCUGCAUACGAUAUACUGUAUUAUAAAGGUGAUGUUCAAUCUGUUUGAAUGCUUCAGGUUGCUGUAAUAAAACACUCGAUACUUGUGAACUCGAACUUGGGUUUGGGCAGCUGAAUGACUGUGACAGAACUGUGUGACUGAGUGGGAUGUUCCUGUGUACUGGUCAGAGACUGGUACAGUGCAUUUGAGUUUUUAUGGUGUAACUUCAUCACAAUUCAGACGUGACCAAGCACCUCAGCUGAGUUAUGGUAAUUGACUUUCUGACUGUAAGGCAAAGUUUACCAGCUAAACCUUGCCAGGGCAGUUUUAAAUUACUACCUUUUAAGCUGUUCUUAGUUCAUGGCAGCCACAUCCAUAUGGUCAAUUACCACAGUUCACUUGAUGUGUGAUAACAUGUUAAGCUGUGGUAGAACAAUCAUGUGUCUGAAUCCUUAUUUAAAAUAAAGCAGUAUUUGCCAAGGGGUGGGUGGAGGAAAACUCAUCUUGACUGCAUUGCUCAAUCUGGUGUCUUCUCUCCCCACAGUCUAUAAAAACAACAAUAAGAACCAAACUAUUGAUCUUAGAAGAGGAACCAAUAUUUUAUCUGGCAUUUUUCAAUAUGUUCUUGCACUAAUUAAAUCUUCAGGAUAAUUUUAAAUAAGCUAAGAGAGAUCCAGCAAUCAGUGUGCACCACUGAUGAGCAAAACAAAGUCAAAGGCAUCAGAGAUAGCUUUCUUUCCUUCCUAAUGAUUUAUAAUUCUGUGAGGGGAGCUCAUCACAUGUGGAAAGCAGUAAAAAAAUUACUGUCAAAUGAAAUCAGAAGGCAGAUACCAAUUUUGUGCAUGUCAGUGGGCAGUCUGACAAAACUGAGAUAACUAGAAAACACAUGAGCCAGAAGCAUUGCUAUUAUCAGCUGUAUAAUGAAUUACCCAAAACAAUACCAGUAACUUCAUGACUUUUCUAUCCUGAUGCCUUUGCCUUUGUAUUAUUUCAAUUUUAUGUUCAUUUGUACUUCUGUUGAAGUUCUAGAACCAUUUGUUUUUGCUGGAAUUACAAAAAGAUAGCAACUGAAGUGACAGUCAGCAAAUGAGAGUAGGUGCCUCAAGCAAAAAUAUGGUUGUACCAUUUUCAGACAGAAGAGAUGCUACUUUGAAGGGGGGGGCUGUGAAAAUAUACCUCCAGUCCACUAAUUCCCUAAGCUGCAAUAACCAUAUAUGGAGACUUGCAAAUCUUAGUCCAGCUUCACCAGAGGAAGAGAAGGAAGGGCUGCCACGACAGCAAGAUAUUUUUUGGAAGAGUGAGCAAGCACUGCGAAAUUGAAAAAGAAUUCCUUUGUACCAAUAAUUUUACCCCAGUUUUUCAAUUACUCUCAUUUGUUGCUUGUACAAAAAAAGAAGAAAAAAACCAACACCCACACCUCUCAGUUGUAUUCUUUUACUUGUAAAUGCCCAUGCUCAAACAUGAAUAGUAGACUUUACAUGGUGCUUCAAUAUUGCUGGUUUGUUAGAAUGUAAAUUGUAUUUUGAAUAUGGGAAGAUCCAUUUUCCUUCUGAAAGCAGGUGAUGCCAUUCACAUCCCAACUGAAUUGUAGAUUAUACCAAAAAGAUUGGUUUAUGUAAUAUUUAUUGAAUGCACAUAAAACCCUAAUGUCAGCUGGCAUACAAAAUGCACUGUAUUGUAUACAACCUGUGUGUGUGUGAGAAUGGUGGGAUGCUGAUGCUGUUGUGUUGAGUUAAUGCACUACUUGUGUUUUCUUUUUUCCUUAAUGACUGAGCUUUCCCUCAACCAUGCUACUAGAUUGGUAGAGUUUGUAACUGACUUGGACAUUCAGUUAUUCAAAAUGAUCUCACUGUUCAUUGAAAUUUUAUAAAGCUUAUUUUAUAUUUACUGUGCUAUUAAGAUGAAUUCCCUUUAAUUAUAGGAUACUACUGUAGUUCUUUAAAAGUUGAUUUAGAGUGGGGCUUGUGGAAAACUAUUCAGAACAUAGUAAACCAAAAGAAAUCCUGAACUUUGGAUCUGCUUUUCAUUUGAUGUAAUUAUUAGUCUUGUUUGGGUGAAGAGGAAAGGGGUGGGAAGUCAAGCAAAAGGAAGUACUUUGUAAAAUGUAGUCUUAGAUCAGAUUGAAUUGUGUAUCUGUGUGUCUGUGGUAUGUGUGUGUUUCCCUUGAAAAAUGGGAGGUGUGGUGAAAAGGUGUAAUAAUUCUUAAAAGAGCUGGUCUCAGUACUUUCUGAUUAUGAUAUGCUACUGAAUCACAUUUUUUAAAAAAAAAUCCAACUUUUCUUUCAGUUACUUUUUCUGUCCCAGCUAUACAUCUCUCACUUCAAUUCCUAAAUACUUUUAUUAUUGAUUGUAAAAUCCCUUGAAACGGAAAUAGAAAUACUUGAGUUGAAAUGGGGACAAAAUAAAACCAAUAAAGAAUGUUUUAAAAAGAAUGUGAGAAUAUUAAUAUGUUAAAAACAAGCUUGUCCUCAGGAUGAUAGUUUUUGUUUUAGAAUUCAGUGAUGUACCUUAGAAUGUGAAAAUGACUAUCCUGAUGUGGACAGUUGGACACAAACCAUUCAAGAGCUCGUUUGGUACCACAGAAUUUACGUGCUCUAUACUCCAUGACUCCAAAUCCCACAAGGAAAGAAGGCACAGAUAUCACAUGUUGUAGUCAGUACUGUCUCUAUGUGCUGCUGCAUUUGUUUUCGUUUCAAAAUGUCAAUAUUAUGUGAACCCAGACAUAACUGAAUUUUGCCACAUUUCUUCAGUUGGGCCUUUCAUUGCUGUUCAUGUCCAUAAAUGCAAAUAUUUUUCUCGGAUUUGAAUAAUCAGAAAUCAGUGGCAUUAAUGCAAUAUUAUAAUCCUGGAUUUCCAGUACCUUUGAAACCAAUUUUAAAAAACUGUGUUCUUGAAACUUAUUUAUUUAUGGUGGCACCAGUGUAUCUAAUCCAUACUUCCUGCUGUGUGAAACCCUGUUAAAUUUUUUCAUUAAAGAAAGGAGACACGAUCUUGUUUAAUCCUGUAUAUAUGGUGUCUACAUUCUAGAUUUGUGUAUGCUGUGAAUGAACUUAUUACUAAGAGAUGCAAUUGUAUAAAAGCAUUCAGAGGCUAUGCAUGCAUGGUACCUCCAGAAAGUGCAUACUCCAAGUUGCAGAUUCCUGCAAAAAUAAAUUAAUAAAACUAAGCAAACAUCACAUCCUGCAUUUGUUCUUGUAUGUAGUUGGAAACAUUUAAAAAAUACAGCCAUUUUUGGCAUUCAUA